This is a messenger RNA of Theobroma umbraticum, 1991 nucleotides long. Its product is annotated as Remorin family protein. The record is from RefSeq and is a predicted model, not a curated record. NCBI's taxonomy places the organism in Eukaryota, Viridiplantae, Streptophyta, Magnoliopsida, Malvales, Malvaceae.
UUUUUGCAACCCGAUGAUGCAACCCUUCUUGAGGCUUGUCUAGAUGCAAACAAAUCUUUGUACCAAAUAAAAGGAUAGCUUACUGCAAAGCAUAAAUCUAUGUAAAAAAGAAAAAAAAUGAAAAUGAAAGUAAGAAUUAAAAGACCAUCUGUAUAAUUAGUCACAAAGAGCGGUAAAAAAAUCAGCGUUCAAACAAGUUCUUUUCUUGUCUCAAUCACCCUUUUAGACAAGCUUGCCAGCAAGCCAGAAUCGCUAUUAUUUUGUUGAAGUCUAGCUCUUGUGGUACUGUAUAAGCAAACAGGCUAAGACUCUUGCUGUGGUGAUUGAGAGUGAAUGAAGAAAGGUUCUGUUUCUUUGAGCCAUCUGGGUACAUUUCCAAGCCCAGGAGCAUCAGACUACCGUGAUAAUGGCGUGGUGGUUGCUCAAAAAGGGUGGAGUUCAGAGAGAGUGCCACAUCCAGCUAAUAGCAAUGGUAGUAGCAGGAGACAUAUCAGUGCUUCAUCUUUGACACCUUUUUACAGUGGUAGAACAUUGCCUUCCAAGUGGGAAGAUGCUGAAAGGUGGAUUUGUAGCCCCGUUUUGGGUUACGGUGUUAGCAAGAAUGCAAACCAUCAGCUUCAGAGGCGGCCAAAGUCUAAAAGUGGACCGAUUGUGCCUCCUGGAAUUGCUUUCUACUCCAAUUACUCGCCCUCAAUGCAGCUACUUGAUGGUGGAGGUAGUGGGAGCGUGAGGAAUUUGAUGGCAGGGUCUCCAUUUUCUACUGGGGUUUUGAUGGCUGAUGGGGUUUCUGUUCAUUAUGGUGGGUGUAGAGGCUCUGUUGCUGGUGGAGAUGGUGACAGUGAACGAUCUUGUAUGGUGCAGGAUGAUAGUAAUGUGGCACGAUCCGCUAUUAUACCUGGAUGGUCAGAUUUGGUUAGUGAGUCUUCAUUGCCCAGCUCUCAAGAUGAAAAACUUGAUGAAAUCAAGGAUGCAGAAACGAUGAUCUCUCGCGUAGUUUCACGGAGGGAUAUGGCUACACAAAUGAGCCCUGAGGGCAGUAGCAGCCACUCUUCUCCCAGAGAGAGAUCUUCAUUUUGCCACUCACCUCCUCUGCCUGCUGUGGAGAACAGUGAUCAUCCUUCUAAAUUGGACAUCAGGGAAGUGCAGAUAGACAAACGAGCCACCAUGACCAACUGGCCCAAAAGAUAUGGAUCAAGAAGAAUCAAGAAAGGCGUGGCAGAUUUCGAAGACUUUUACCAGAACAACACGGCAGGUUCUGCUUUAUCUCUGGAUGUUUCAGAGGCAGCAACAAGCAUUUCAAAGUUGCAUAGGGAGGAAGCAAAGAUCAACGCGUGGGAGAAUUUGCAGAGGGCAAAAGCUGAGGCAGCCAUUCGAAAACUAGAGAUGAAAUUGGAAAAGAAGAGAUCAGCAUCAAUGGAUAAGAUCUUGAGCAAGCUAAGAAUGGCUCAGAUGAAAGCCGAAGAAAUGAGAAGUUCAGUGUCAGCCAAGGAGAAUGAGCAGAUUCCAAAGACUUCUCAGAAGGCUUCAUUCUUCAAUAUCCGCAUGAGUUCCUUCGGCAGUUGCUUCACCUGUCAUGCUUGCUAGUUUCUCGCAAUGUAAAUCUCCAUGUCCAUGGGCUCAAAUCUUUUCCACCAGGUACAGUUAUCAACGAUGGAUUUAUUGAUCCCAAAUUUUGUAUAUGCCUGCUGGUUUCUCGGCUUCCCUAUUUUUUCAUGUAACAUUCCUGAACUCUUAGGCCGUCUCUCCAAUCUGAGUUAGAGAAGCCGCAUUGGGUCACUCAUAGGUCCAGGAAACUGCGGAUUUCAAGUUCUUGUUCUUAGCGGAUUGGAGUUUUUGUACACAAAAAAACUUAUCUGGAAAUGUCGUCCGAGAUGGUUUCAAAGUCCGCUACCAAGGCAUCAGGUUGCUCCGGUCCUAUAUACUGGUGUUGGUGAACCACCCUUUGGUUCGGAGUAUUAAAUACAGAAACACAAACUCUAUAUUUAACAGGG